Molecule: messenger RNA, 696 nt
Organism: Misgurnus anguillicaudatus (oriental weatherfish)
Lineage: Eukaryota; Metazoa; Chordata; Actinopteri; Cypriniformes; Cobitidae
Source: RefSeq, a predicted model, not a curated record
ACUUUCACCUCCUCACAGACAAGCGCCUCCUCAGGCCUCUCCUGCUCAGCGUCGUGCUGUCAAGCGUCCGGCGUCUUUACAGGAUGAUCCGGAUGAGAUGGAGCCGACGCCGAAGAGAAAGAGGCUAAAUGGGCUGGCGGCUGAGGUCACGCCUCCUCCGGCCCAGACGCCAUCAUCCUCUCAGCAAAAUAAAGCAGACGCUGAGGAGGUCGAGUGCUCUUCUGUGUCUCAACUUUCACCUCCUCAGAGACAUAUGCUUCCUCCCGCCUCUCGUCGCCGUCUUUGGCGUCCGGCUCCGUCUUCACAGGAUGAGAUGGAGCCGACGCCAAAGAGGGCCAAACUUAAAAGGCUGUCGGCUGGUGUCACGCCUUCUCCGGCCCAGACGCCAUCAUCCGCUCAGCAAAAUAAAGCAGACACUGCCGUGGCCGACUGUUCUUCAGUUUCUCAACCUUCAACUAAUAACAGUCGGCCAAUCCGGCAAGUGUCUCCUCCCGCCUCUCUUCCUAAACGUCGUGCUGUUAAGCGUCCCGCUCCAUCCACUUCACAGGAAGCAUCUGAAGGCAUGGUAUCAGACGCCAAGAGACCCAGACUUGAUGGGUUACUUUAAAAAAAAAGAGAGAAGAAGAAGAAGAAGAGACCCAACUUCACCUCCUCAAACCCCGAGCAGAAAAUAAAUAAAAAUAUUUUGAUAUUAAA